Molecule: messenger RNA, 3403 nt
Organism: Cicer arietinum (chickpea)
Lineage: Eukaryota; Viridiplantae; Streptophyta; Magnoliopsida; Fabales; Fabaceae
Source: RefSeq, a predicted model, not a curated record
GUUAGUAAUCCUGUACACCAGCACCUCACAGUACACCGAAGUCUAAAUGCGCCACGUCAACGAUAAAGUGAUGCAUCACCCACUGCUUGUGUUUUCACAAGUUGCAACUAAGAAUAAGAAAUCUCAACAACCUAGGCUCGUUCGCAUUGGAAAAUUGCUCUAUAACUUUUUUUUCCAUUUUUCUCUGUCGCUAAUUGUUUGGAACCUGAAUUCGAAGUGAAGAAGAAGAGCGCAGCAUCGAAAGAGAAAAGGAAGUAGCAACAGUAAACAAACAAAGAGUAAGAAAGGUGUUUACGUCACUGUGUUUAGUUCUGUUGGUGGAUGCUACCAUUACUGAAGAAUUCUGAUCUGUAGUAAAACGCAACCGCGAUUGAAUUGAAUAUACCGAAACAGAAAAAACGACACGCAGUUUUUGAGUUUUGGAUCCGAUCGAUCAACGAUGCUGUCAAAUCACAUACAUAACGGCAUCGAAACGGCGAGACUCGCUUGGUCACAGAUUCCGAACUCGGAGGAAUCACAGUUCGUCGAUGACGGCGUUGGCCUCCUUAAGAAAAACGAUGGCAGCGCCGUUGAGAGUCUUGACUAUGAAGUCAUUGAGAAUUUUGCUUAUCGAGAAGAACAGGCGCACAGAAGAAGGAAACUGUACGUGAGUUACUUGCUGGUGGUGAAAUGGUUCUUUGCGUUACUCAUUGGCAUUUGUACUGGACUUGCUGCUGUUUUCAUCAAUAUUUCUGUUGAAAAUUUUGCUGGCUGGAAGUACUCGGUGACAUUUAAUAUAAUUCAGAAAUCAUAUGUUGCUGGAUUUAUCGUAUAUAUCCUGAUCAACUUGGUUUUAGUGUAUUCCUCUGUAUAUAUCGUCACACAAUUUUCACCAGCAGCUGCUGGAUCUGGUAUUCCGGAAAUCAAGGGUUACUUAAACGGAGUUGAUACUCACGGCAUCCUUCUUUUCAGAACUUUGAUUGGAAAGAUAUUCGGAAGCAUUGGUUCAGUGGGAGGAGGGCUUGCUUUGGGCAAAGAAGGUCCUCUAGUCCAUACUGGUGCUUGUAUUGCUUCAUUGCUUGGACAAGGUGGAUCUACUAAGUAUCAUCUAAAUUCAAGGUGGUUUAAUGUAUUCAAAAGUGACCGGGAUCGCCGUGAUCUUGUAACUUGUGGGUGUGCAGCUGGAGUUGCUGCUGCAUUUAGAGCUCCAGUUGGCGGCGUAUUGUUUGCAUUGGAAGAGGUUACAUCUUGGUGGAGGAGUCAACUAAUGUGGCGUGUCUUUUUCACUUCUGCUAUUGUGGCUGUUGUGGUACGAACUGCGAUGGGGUGGUGUAAGAGUGGAAAAUGUGGACAUUUUGGAUCAGGCGGAUUUAUAAUAUGGGAUGUAUCAGAGUUAAGAUCUGAGCUAUCACCUUUUUUACUAUCAGUUCAGAGUUUUCUUCCAUUCCUCUUCUUGACUGGUUUUAUUUUCAGUGGUCAAGAGGAUUACUCGUUUGCAGAGCUAUUUCCAAUGGCAAUUAUUGGGGUUAUUGGAGGUCUACUAGGAGCUUUAUUUAACCAACUUACACUCUAUAUUACUACUUGGCGUCGAAAUCGUCUUCACAAGAAAGGGAACCGAGUCAAGAUCAUUGAAGCAUGCCUUGUCUCCGUUCUAACAUCGGUCAUUUCUUUUGGCUUGCCGCUUCUAAGAAAAUGCAGUCCAUGCCCUGAAUCUGAUCCUGCAUCUAGUAUUGAAUGUCCACGACCUCCUGGAAUGUAUGGGAAUUAUGUUAAUUUCUUUUGUAGCAAGGAAAACGAAUACAAUGAUCUUGCUACUAUUUUCUUCAACACACAGGAUGAUGCUAUAAGGAAUUUGUUCAGUGCCAAAACAAUAAACGAGUACAGUUCCCAAAGUUUGUUAACCUUUUUGGUUAUGUUUUAUGCUUUAGCUGUUGUGACGUUUGGUACUGCCGUGCCGUCUGGUCAAUUUGUUCCUGGUAUUAUGAUAGGAUCAACAUAUGGGCGUCUUGUUGGCAUGUUCGUUGUUAAAUAUUACAGAAAACUCAACAUUGAAGAGGGAACAUAUGCUUUGCUAGGAGCUGCAUCAUUUCUUGGAGGUUCAAUGCGAAUGACAGUGUCUCUAUGUGUCAUUAUGGUUGAAAUCACUAAUAACUUGAAACUUUUACCCCUUAUUAUGCUUGUUCUUCUCAUAUCGAAGGCUGUUGGUGAUGCUUUUAAUGAUGGCAUCUAUGAUGAGCAAGCUCGAUUGAUGGGCAUCCCAUUACUAGAAUCAAAGCCUAAAUAUGAGAUGCGGAAUAUGACAGCAAAGGAGGCCUGUGGGAGUGGAAGGGUUGUCUCUCUCCCUCGUGUUGUUAAGGUUUCAGAUGUAGUUUCCAUUCUGCAGAGCAACAAACACAAUGGCUUUCCGGUGAUUGAUCACACAAGAAGUGGAGAACGACUUGUGAUUGGAUUAGUGCUUCGGAGUCAUUUAUUGGUCAUUCUGCAGUCUAAGGUUGAUUUCCAGCAUAGUCCAUUACCCUCUGAUCCAAGAAGUGCGGGAAGGUCAAUAAGGCAUGAUUCUGGUGAAUUCGCCAAGCCUGUUUCUAGUAAAGGAAUAUGUCUUGAUGAUAUACAUCUAACAUCAGAAGACCUGGAAAUGUACAUAGAUCUUGCCCCAUUUUUGAAUCCCUCACCAUAUAUUGUACCGGAAGAUAUGUCUCUGACAAAGGUAUACAAUCUUUUCCGCCAACUUGGUUUGAGGCAUUUAUUUGUUGUUCCUCGUCCAUCACGUGUUGUUGGUUUGAUAACCAGGAAAGAUUUGUUAAUUGAGGACGAAGAAAACAUGAAUACAUUAGAGCUCCAGUCAGCUAGUGUAAGAAUUGAGCAUCAGAUUAAAAGAUUGACGACAAGGAAUGCAGAUGUGGAGCGUCCUUUGCUGAGCGACCUUCUGGCUUAGAAUCAGAUAUCUGACAAUACUGCGUGCAGCUUUCCCAAAGUCGUUUCCGCAUACAAUUUUCCUUGCAGAUCAUUCUUUAUUAUUUAUUGUAUUCAUGUUCAAAUAGGUUAGAUAACCCAUUGUAUUGGAAAUGGGUUGCAGGGAGUAUACCCUAGAAUUUUGUAUAUUAUCCACUAGAAAUGGUAGCAGAAUUCAUGAUCAUAUAAUAUAAUCUAUGUAGUUUCUCUCCACUUCUUUUUCGGUUGAGGUCAAUGUUGCGAUUUAGCCAAUGCAUCAUUUUCUUUCUUUCUUUUAACGAAGUUAUUUGCCCAAUUCAUCGUACUAAUUAGCGGCAUUUUUUAAAUCACUUUUUAAAUCAUGUUUCUCUAGACACCUUGUGUUAGGGUGUGUGAAAAUUGAGUCCUCGAGAGAAGAAUGAAAUAUUGACGGUUGUUUAUUAGUUAGUUUAAGGAAGAUUAAACUGAUCAAUGUCAAAAUCAAUUGAAUUUA